This is a messenger RNA of Symbiodinium sp. CCMP2592, 1659 nucleotides long. The record is from the annotation of a GenBank genome assembly. Lineage: Eukaryota; Dinophyceae; Suessiales; Symbiodiniaceae.
AUGCUGAGUCUACCGAAGCGAUGGUCACUUCGGAGUCUGCAAAUCUGGCUUCUGGCUGUUUUCAUCCAGCCAUGCACAUCCUUCAGCCGCCCGAGUUUGGCGUUGACCAGACUUGCAGGUGAGCCUUCGCAGGACCAGCCCGGGAAUUGGGCGCCAGCAUUGGUGGACCAACAGUGGGUGGAGUGGAAGGCCUCUCACCCAAGGCUCUGCUCCGUCUUCACGCAUAUCUGUCUUUAUAACAUCAGCCCCCCUUCGAACCGACUGGCAAUCAUCACGGCACAAGACAUGCGCGAGAACAUGCUUGGCAUCGGAUCCUGCUGGUUCGUGCCACUCGUCCUUCUCUGCACCGCCUUCGGGGUAUGGCGGCCUGGGUUGCCUCCAGCAGCAAGCAGCUCGGCCUUCCGCCUCGACAAGCUUACCGCCUGGUGGCAUCGCGGCCCACGGCUCUCAGCGAUUUCCUUGAAAGUCUGCGUGUGCACGUUGCUCCUGAUUGAGCUGCUUGGCUUGACAGCGCCGAUGCUUGCAGUUCUGUCUUUGCCCGAUACCUUGAGACGAGUGCGGCGACAUCCGUACGGGCCAGCAGAGGAGCUGGGCCUACUGGAAGGUCACAGCCUCGCAGAAACGCCGCAUCUAAUGCCGCGGCUCACGUAUUUGUUCAUGCCAGAUCUGGACGACAGCACUGCUGACGGCUAUGCCUCGUUUCACGCUGGCCUUCUGGCCACAAUGCUGUUUGCGUGGUGUAUCUUCCUGGCCGCACCAUGCACCUGGAGAAGGACUUGUACGGCGUGCUAUACCUGGGGAGCGGCGAUGUAUUUCUAUUCCGGCAGCCUGGGCAUGAUGUUCGCGCCCACCACCAGCGUGUGCUGCUCGUACUUCUUUGUGGUAGGUGCUGCCUUCGUGGUGGCAGACGCCGAAGAUGCUUCUGCGCAGGCAUGGUUGUGGAAGUUUCUGGUCAUGAGCAUACUGGCACCAUACUACCUUGCAGCGGGCUUCGCGAAGCUGCGGUACCUUGGCUGGAUGUCAGUUCUUACGGGGAGUUGGAUGCGGAAAGCUCUAGAUGCCGCGUCCUUUUUUCCCGGCUUCAAUGCUUGGGCAAAAACCACGCCAUGGAUGACAGCCCUACUGUCGUGUGGGUGGAUGCUCGUCGAGUUCGUGGGGCCUCUGCUCGUCCUUGCCAUCGAUGUUGGAAAGCCCUGUUCCAAGGUUGUGCGCUGGACUCUUACGUUAUGGAGUUCACUUGUGGUGUGCUUUGUCCUGGGAACCUUUGCCUUCCUGAGUCCCAAUUUUGUUCGCCAUCUUCCAUUGGCAAUGCUGAUGCUGCAUGGUCUGUGGUGCUCAGAUGGAUCAGAGAGCCAAGUUCGUCCUGACGCUCACGGAGCCCCACCUUUGGUAUAUCACUGCCGGGUCAUACUGGCAAUGCUGAUGUUGACACCAUGGUUUGCUGUUGAACUGUGGUCAGACCUAGCACAUCUCACCGGCGCCACCCCACAAUUAGCAAGGCAUGAUCCGGGUUGGCCAACCGGUGAGUUGGUCAUGUUCGUCCAUCCUUCGGAGACAUCGAAUUAUGCGCGCUCUCUGCUUCUCCAGAUGUUGGUCAUUUGUGGACUUUGCACGAAGAAGUCGCGGGACGUUUGGUCCGCCACGAAGACCAGUGCAUAG